AUGAGCGGGACGUCCUCUGUGAUGUCUGACGUACCUAGGUACCAGGUCGGACGGUCGGACAGCUCUGCUAGCAGUCUGUCCAUUUUUCCGUUUGGAUUUGAUUCUAAGACGCAAUACGACGCAAAUGAAUCUCUCAUUGCGAUACGAAGUGCCAAUUUCACUAGAAAGGAGUUCGAAAAAGAUGAUGACAUUUGGAAACGCCCACCCCCUGACUUCCGUCCUCAGAAAUUUGCGCCACAUCCGCCAAAACGAAACUCCAGAGAAUCCAUGCAACCGUGGCGAUAUGGUACAAUUCCUGGGGAACACGUGUUUGUAAAGAAGCCUACGACGAAAGUGAUUCCUAAAAUUUUAAUGCCCAAGAAAACACCAGAAGGGCGUAUAAUUACUCAAUUUCAUAUAGAUCGGCCAUUUACGGCAAAGAAGAAAUUCGUAAGGGAGGGAAUGUUUAAACCAGAAAUGUAUGUCAAUCCGACAGAGCACGAUUUCAGAGGGUAUCCACCGAUUAAGAAGUUCGGAUUACCGGAGUUUACGACGUACGACGAACCGGAUCCAUUCGAUAUCUACUUCAACACUGAGCGACUGAAUAUCAUUCAUGGUGAACCUCUUGAGAGAGCAGUGGACCGGGACAUCAAAGGUCUGCAGAUGGCGCCCCCUGUACAUAUGCUGCCAAGAUGGGAAAGAGAGCUAAUCUUGGACAAAGAACCAUACCCGACAAAGCCGGGCGAAUUCAACCGUCAUCGUUUACGAUUCAGACCAGCUCGCAGUGCGUUUAUGGAGCGUGUAACACGAACACUGGACAUGAACUGGGCUAAAGAACGAUUAGACCAAGCAUUAGAACAAGUGCAAAGUUGA
Ylistrum balloti is the source of this 852-nucleotide messenger RNA. RefSeq lists its product as uncharacterized. Lineage: Eukaryota; Metazoa; Mollusca; Bivalvia; Pectinida; Pectinidae. Bases 1 to 852 code for a protein of 283 amino acids. The record is from RefSeq and is a predicted model, not a curated record. The transcript has 4 exons.